This is a messenger RNA of Ceutorhynchus assimilis (cabbage seed weevil), 2171 nucleotides long. NCBI's taxonomy places the organism in Eukaryota, Metazoa, Arthropoda, Insecta, Coleoptera, Curculionidae. The record is from the annotation of a GenBank genome assembly.
AUGUUUUCCGAACAGUGCAGCUCUAAUUUGAACAGUUAUGGACCGUCACUGGCACAAACGUGCAAUGGAACCUCGUUUCUAGUUUUUAUGACUCUGGUAGACGCUUUAUUAAGAGAUUCUUGUAAAGUAUCAGACGCGCAGGGUAGAAUUAUUCCUAAACAAGUCCCAGAUCCAGAAUAUGAUUUUGUCAUCAUCGGUUCUGGCACGGGUGGAUCUACUGUAGCGGGUAGACUAGCGGAAAUCAAGCAAUGGAAAAUCUUACUAAUUGAAGCUGGUGACGAUGAACCAGUCGGAACUCAAGUUCCAUCAUUUGCAACCAAUUACCUGGACACCUCCAUAGAUUGGGGCUUCAAAACCGAACCGGAACCGGUCGGAUGUCAAGGAUUCGAGGAAAAGCGAUGCUCAUGGCCCAGAGGCAAAGUGCUCGGAGGUACUAGCGUUAUAAAUGGUAUGAUGUUUAUGAGAGGGACGCCAAAAGAUUAUGAAAAAUGGGUUGAUGCUGGAAAUACCGAAUGGAGUUUUGACCAGUUGAUACCAGAUUUCAAAUCGUACGAAGACGCUAGAGAUAUUGGAUUGAUUGACUUGAAAAACCGAGGACGAGGAGGUCCUGUGACGAUACAAAAAUUCAGAUAUCAGCCACCUAUCGCUUGGGAUAUUUUGAGAGGUGGACAGCAGAUUGGUUAUAAUAUUAGUGACGAUUUGAAUGGAGAUAAUAUUAAUGGAUUUGCUGUUGCUGAGAUGAACAAUAGAGAUGGAAUCAGAUUAAGUUUGGCCAAAGCUUUUGUGCGCCCUCAAAAAAAUAAUAAAAAUUUUCAUGUAAUGCUUAACACAACAGCCUCAAAAAUCAUUAUAGAAGAAAAAAAUGGCGAAAAAUAUGCUUCAGCGGUAAAUCUAAUUUACAAUAAUCAAAUAUUUACGGUCAAUGUGAAAAAAGAAGUGAUAGUCAGUGCAGGAGCUGUACAAACUCCUCAAGUACUUUUGCUGUCAGGGAUCGGCUCAGAAGAGAUUUUGCAGCCUGUAGGUAUCGACCAGGUACACAAUUUAACGGCCGUAGGCAAAGGACUACAAAACCAUGUCAGUUUUGAAAUGGAAACUUCAAUAGAUCGAAGUGAUGUAAACAUGCUGAACUUCAGAACUGUUAGAGAAUAUCUUUCGAAUCAAACUGGUCCAAUGAGUUCAACUGGAUUAGGACAACUUACUGCAAGAAUUCACAGCGAAUAUAGCACUGCAGAUAAUCCAGAUAUUCAAUUUUAUUUCUCUGGAUUGGACGACGAAUGUGCUCGAACUGGAAUUCCUGGUGAGCUUAACGAUAUUACGAAUCCUAGGAAACGACAAAAUGUCUUUAUUAAUCCCACUUAUUUGCACACAAAAAGUAAAGGUUACAUUGGUUUGCAUUCCAAUAACCCAUUUGACCCACCAAAAAUCGUAGCCAACUAUCUCACAGAGGAACAAGAUAUAAAAGGUCUGAGAGCUGGAAUAAGGAUUGUUCAAAAACUGAUAGAAUCUCCAAUUUUGAAAGAGAAAUAUGGGAUGAUGUUGGAAAAUAAAACUUAUGGAACUUGUGCUGAACAGCAUCAAUGGGACUCAGACGAUUACUGGACUUGCGCAAUAAAAUAUAAUACCCGUCACGAAAACCAUCAAGGCAGCUCUUGUAAAAUGGGCAACGCAACUAACCCAGAGGCGUGUGUGAAUCAAAAAUUACAACUGCAUGGUAUUGAAAAUAUCAGAAUAAUGGAUGCGUCGGUUUUUCCAACUCUACCGUCAGCUAACCCGCAAGCUUCUAUUAUCAUGGUAGCUGAAAGAGGGGCGAGAUUUAUCAAGGAGCUGUAUCUAAAUACAGUAAAAUGAAGUAAAUUGUAAAUUCCAAUGCGUAUAAUUUGUAACUGCUUGAUUAAAUUUUCAACUUCAUGAAUGACUGUUGCGAUCAGAAAUAAAAAUUCAAAAACUGCACUAUAAAAAUAUAAAAACUUUAUUUUUCCCUAAUAAUUCACAAUACAUUUAAUAUAGGUGUAUCAUAUAAUUAUUGGAUCAUAAAAGCGUUUCAAAAACGUUGGCAAAAUAAUAAUACUCUAAAUAAUACGUUUCUAGGGGGUAAAUCAUAAAAAUAUAUAUAAAAAAACCUCGAAAGCCAGGCUUAAAAUGCGUUUUUGUAAGCUGGAGGAGUGGCAAAC